UAUGUGAAAAUGGUUCACCUCAUGUCACCAUAGAUCACUACACCUUAAUGAACAAAAAACGUUUUCCUUUUUAAAUUGAGGUUUAUGAGUAACGGUGUCUAUCCAGUUGAUAAUUUAUACACACACACACACAAUAUUGGCUUUUUGAUAAAUCUGAAAUUUCUUGAAAACCCACACCUGCUUAUAUAUAGUUCAUUUUAUUGUGGUGCUCUAAACAACAUACCUUCCAUCUCAACAAAUCAACACAUCAAUGGCAUCUUCUUCUGCUACUGCUCCAGCCUUUACUUCUCAGUCGUGGAAGUAUGAUGUUUUUCUCAGCUUUAGAGGAGAAGAUACUCGUAAGACGUUUGUGGAUCAUCUCUACACAGCUCUUGAACAACAAGGGAUCUUUACUUACAAGGAUGACGAAACACUUCCUCGGGGCGAAUCGAUUGGUCCAUCUCUUAUAAAGGCUAUAGAAGAAUCGCAGACUGCUGUCAUCGUAUUCUCUGAAAACUAUGCAUAUUCUUCAUGGUGCUUAGAUGAACUUGUACAUAUUAUGGAAUGCAAGGAUAAGAGAGGCCAAAUCGUUAUACCCAUAUUUUAUAACGUGGAACCAUCUGAAGUGAAAAAUCAAAGAAGAAAAUAUGGGGAAGCACUUGCCAAACAUGAGUUGGAGAACAAGAACAAAGUUAAAACUUUGGUACAAACAUUUUUGGAUGACCCUUGGGGAUGGCUCUCUGCACCGCGAGAACAAAAUAAGAAAUACGGAAAAAUAUAUGCCAAGCAAGAGUUGGAGUACAAGACCAAGAUUGCAUCUUGGAGACAAGCACUUGCGGACGCAGGUAACAUCUCUGGAUGUGAACCAAAGCAAAUUGCCAACGGGCAUGAAUCAAAGGUUAUCAAAGAAAUUGUUGACACAAUUUCACAGAGAUUGAAGCUAGUAACUUUAGGUGCAAAUGGGAACCUGAUAGGAAUAGCGGCUCGCAUGCAAGCUUUACAAUUGGAGUUACAAAUUGGGUUAGGUGGUGUGCGCAUGAUUGGAAUAUGGGGGGUUGGGGGUGGUGGUAAGACUACUCUUGCUUCUUCUAUAUAUGAUGAAAUCUCUAGCAAGUUUGAUGGUUCCUGCUUUGUAAAAAAUAUCCGGGAGGAAUCAAGUAAGAAUGGCUUGGAAAGCUUGCAAGAAAACAUCCUUUCGGGUGUUUUAAAACAAAAGCAACCACAGGUGAUCAGGAGAAUCGAGGAAGGAAGACGCAUGAUACAAAGUAGGUUAUGCCACAGAAAGCUGUUAAUUGUUCUUGAUGAUGUUGAUCACCUUGACCAACUAAAAGCAUUAGCUGGGUCGUAUGACUGGUUUGGUGAAGGAAGCCGAAUAAUAAUCACAACUAGAGAUGAGCAUGUGUUAAAUGCACACAGGGUGAAUGUGAUCCACAAUAUUAGAUUGUUAAACGACGAUGAGGCUAUUAAGCUAUUUUGCAAGCAUGCGUUCGAGGAUGACAGACCUCGGAAAGAUUAUGAGCAGCUUUCAAAAGAUGUGGUUUCUUAUGCCGGUGGGCUUCCGUUAGCAAUCAAAGUUCUUGGUUCUUUUCUGUGUGACAAAGACAUGAAUGAGUGGAGGAGUGCAUUAACCAGGCUGAAAGAGAUCCCAGAGACUGAAAUUGUGGAAAAGCUCAAAAUCAGCUUUGAUGGACUUAAAGGGGUUGAGAAAGAGUUGUUCCUUGAUAUUGCAUGUUUCUUCAGAGGGGAGUAUAAAAAUGAAAGAGCAAUGAUGAUACUUAAUGCUUGUGGCUUUCAUCCUAUCAUAGGACUGAAGGUGUUGAUACAAAAGGCUCUCAUAAAUAUUUCUUCAGAUGGAAUGUUUGAUAUGCAUGACCUGGUGCAAGAAAUGGGACACUACAUUGUUAGAGGGGAACACCCUAAGGAUCCUGAAAAGCAUAGUAGAGUUUGGAAGGAGGAAGAUCUCCGAACAAUAUGUGCUAUGGGUGCUAUGAUGGAGCUUGACAUGAUUGAAGCGAUAAAGAGUGUUUUGUUGGCUGAUCCGAUAAAUCUUCCUCCAAUUGUUGCAAACAUGAAGAACCUUCGGUGGAUUGAAUGGAAUGGUGGUCUUGCAAAUCCCUUGCCCACUCACUUUUCACCAAGGAAGCUUUGUUUUCUAAAAUUGGAUUGCAUACGGCCAAAACAACUUUGGGAGGGUUAUAAGCAGUAUCUCCCAAGUUUGAGAAUCAUGGAACUUCAUAAUGUGAAUAACCUCAUCAGGACACCAGAUUUUGACGGAAUUCCAAAUCUUGAAAGAUUCCGUCUUUCUCAAUGUCCGACUAUAAAAGAGAUUCAUCCAUCUAUUGGGUGCUUGAAAAGACUUGUUUUCUUAUCUGUAGAACAUUGUUUCAGUCUUGAGAUGUUUCCACCCAUUACCCGAUUAAAGAUACUCGAGACCCUUACAUUCACAGGAUGCCCUGAACUUUUUAAACUCUCAGAAAUCCAACCACUGAACAUGGACAAUUUUCCACAUCUUCAUUUAGAUACUAGUGACACGGAAGUUAAGAAACUACAAAAGGACCUUACUGGGCUACGGCUAUUUCAGAAUGGCUUAAGAGAGUUGGUUCUUAGCUACUGCAAUUUGAGAGAUAAGGACAUGAGCACUGCUGCUUGGGAUUUGCCUAACUUGGGAAAACUCGAUCUAAGAUCAAAUGAAUUUUCACAAUUAAAUUUUAGUUGCUUACAACUCCCUCGGGUCAAAAUGCUGGACGUGUCAGGUUGUAGACACCUUGUAGAAUUGUCUGAGCUCCAUCAAGUAUAGCUGUUGUUAAGGCAGAUCGUUGUACAUCACUUGAAAGCUUUGGAGACAUUUCAAACUGUAAAUGGUUGUGGAAAGUCUCACUCCUGAGGAACAAUAAACUUGGUGGUGACAAAUUACUACACUCCAUGCUCCAGGUUUGGCUCUACCUACCUUUCGUAUUCUAUUCUUUAUCAUAUAAGUUGAAACAUAAUUAAGGAUAAUUGACUCUGUUUUCGAUGAAAGGGGCAUGCUAUUGAAGAUUACUAUAUUAGUGUCACUAUUCAACCGCAGAUUCCAAAGGGGUUUGUUAGUAGACUCUUUAAGGGAAACACAUUUACACAGCAUCUUCCAAAUGAUUGGUAUGAUGACUUUUGUGGGUUUUUAAUAUGCAUUGUUACCAAAUUACCAUGUCCGCGUGUGAAUAUAAUCAUCAAGCAGGAGGCAGAUGAAGAUUCUCGAUCUGAGGUUUGGGAGGAGUCUGAUAAUGAAGAAUUGGAGCCCAAAUAUGAUGAAACAAGUAUUUCCGUAGGAUAUGUCUCAUUUAAUAAACUGAAGCACACUGCAUUUUUGAAUUCAUCAUACAAUAUGAUCACGUUUUCCAUAGACGACAUGGGUCAGCAGUCGUAUGCAGCUGCAAGUUACGUUGGAGGUGAGCUUGUUCCAAGGGGAAAUGAAGGCGAUGAUCAGGUGCAAACAGCAGAUGGCUCAGAAUUUUGGGACAAGGAAAAUGAGGAUGGUUCAAACACGUUUACUAUCCAACAACAUGAUUCGAAGUCUUCCAUCGAGAUCUUAUGGCAACACUAUGGCGACAGGUUAUCCAAUACCGUCCGACAGUUAUUUCAAGGAUCUGGCAUCUCGUAGUUCACUAUCAACUUUUUCUCUUAUAGACAGGGAGUGGCUGGAAAUACCUUUCACUAGUAACGAAAUAAAACAAGUCGUAUGGUAUAAUGGUAGUGUGGAUCUUCCAGAUUGCCUCGCCCUGAUGGGUAUUUUAUCGAGUUUAUCAGACAUUUUUGGAAAAUACUCCGAGGAAACAUAGAGGCUGCUAUUAACGUGUUUGAAGAAUCUAAAAACAUCCCCAAAGGGUGCAACGCGCGCUUCUUUCACAACACUAAAGCAUAAUUGUGGAGCGGAUUGUUCUUUGGUCUUUCGAUUGGAUGACAAAUAGGAAUCAUAAAUAUAGUAUACAUUGGAUUUUUUGGAUUGAAAAUCCAGAUAUAUCAAUUCCUAUGUAAUGUUUUUUGGAUGUUUUCUCUAGCUUCCUGCUUUAGGCUUUUAUUUAUUUAUUUAUUUUUUUAAGUCAAUCAUUCACCUGUUUAAAAAACUCAAAGAUUACAAUAUAAAAUCCCAA
Molecule: messenger RNA, 4106 nt
Organism: Lactuca sativa (garden lettuce)
Lineage: Eukaryota; Viridiplantae; Streptophyta; Magnoliopsida; Asterales; Asteraceae
Product: disease resistance protein Roq1
Biological process (GO): defense response; signal transduction
Molecular function (GO): ADP binding; ATP hydrolysis activity
Source: RefSeq, a predicted model, not a curated record